Messenger RNA from Gloeophyllum trabeum ATCC 11539, 1526 nucleotides. RefSeq names its product cytochrome P450. The record is from RefSeq and is a predicted model, not a curated record. NCBI's taxonomy places the organism in Eukaryota, Fungi, Basidiomycota, Agaricomycetes, Gloeophyllales, Gloeophyllaceae. Bases 6 to 1526 code for a protein of 506 amino acids. The transcript has 12 exons. Gene Ontology annotation, molecular function: monooxygenase activity; oxidoreductase activity, acting on paired donors, with incorporation or reduction of molecular oxygen; iron ion binding.
UAGUAAUGUCUUUCGCAAUGGUUUCUCUCCUUGACCUUUGCCUGUGUGGAUUUGCGAUCUGUUGUGCAUAUUACUUCUUCUGGUCCGGCCGUCAUGCACCCCUUCCUCCUGGCCCCAGAGGACUACCAGUGGCGGGAAACAUCCUGGACAUGCCCGCUAAGCAUCCUUGGAGAGUCUUCGCUGGAUGGGUCCAACGUUUCGGGAACAUCAUAUCUCUCAAAGUCCUCGGACAAACGAUGAUAGUUGUGAACUCUCCGCAGGUAGCCAUCGAUAUGCUUGAGAGGAAGAGCACGAUCUAUUCAGACCGCCCCACUCUAAUUAUGGCCCACGAAUUGGUGGGCUGGAGAGACAUACUGGCGGGCUUGUCUCUUAGCGACAGGUUUCGCAAAUACCGUCGCCUAAUGCACAGUGCAGUCGGCACACGGGGAAGCACGGAGCAGUUUAAUCCCAUUGAAGAGCAGGAGAUGCGGUGCUUUCUUGCAAAAACUCUUUCCGACCCGGGAAACUUUGCAGCUCACGCUCGCAGGAUGGCCGGUGCUGUAAUUCUGCAGAUUACGUAUGGAUACAAGGUGCAAACUGACAAUGAUCCGAUGGUGCGUGUCGUCGAUAACGCCAUGGACCACUUCUCGGAACUGGUGGUUCCCGGCGCAUACUUGGUUGAUACCCUGCCGAUAUUGAGGUUCCUUCCCAGCUGGUUCCCGGGUGCGCAAUUCAAGAGGAACGCUAAAGCUUAUGCUGCUACCUUGAAAGACAUGGUUAAUCUCCCAUUCAACUUCACUCGCAAACAGAUGGCGGAAGGAACCGCGCCUCCUUCGUUCGUUUCCAAUCAAUUAGAAGCGGGGGACCCAAACGAAGAGGACAUCAUCCGAUGGGCUGCCGCAUCCUUAUAUGCAGGUGGUGCGGAUACGACCGUGUCUGCUAUUUGUUCAUUCUAUCUGGCUAUGGCGCUAUACCCCGAAGUCCAGAAGAAGGCCCAGGCAGAGAUUGAUGAGGUGGUCGGCUCAGAGCGGCUACCAUCCUUCGCUGACAGGGACCGAUUGCCUUACGUCGAGGCAUUGAUCAAGGAAGUCUUACGAUGGAAUCCUGUGGCUCCCCUAGGUGUCCCUCACCGCCUGCGAGAGGAUGAUAUUCAUGAAGGGUACCUCAUACCGAAGGAUUCGAUAAUAAUACCUAAUAUUUGGUGGUUCCUGCAUGACCCUGAAAGAUAUGCGAAUCCCGCAGAAUUCAAACCAGAGAGAUACUUGAAAGCGGACGACCACGAUCCCGAGCCAGACCCUCAGAACUACUGUUUCGGAUUCGGUCGCAGAGUUUGUCCAGGCAUCAAACUGGCAGACAGUUCCUUGUUCAUAGCCUGUGUCAUGUCGCUAGCUGUGUUCGACAUCUCCAAAGCGCGCGAUGAUGCAGGCAAUGUCAUUGAGCCGAUUGUCGACUAUAGUACCGACAUUGUUAGUCAUCCCACGCCGUUUGCAUGCUACAUCAAACCUCGCUCGCCCAGAGCCGAAACUAUGAUCCACGGAAUACAAUGA